Messenger RNA from Epinephelus moara (kelp grouper), 3143 nucleotides. Its product is annotated as actin-binding protein WASF2-like. Lineage: Eukaryota; Metazoa; Chordata; Actinopteri; Perciformes; Serranidae. The record is from RefSeq and is a predicted model, not a curated record. Bases 192 to 1916 code for a protein of 574 amino acids. The transcript has 2 exons.
UGCUUCUGAAGAGUGCAGACGCUUUCCUGCUUGCUCCAGCCUGCUUCCUUCUUUACUCUGCUUUUUAAUCGUUUUACUCCUUCUACAAAUCCUGGAAAAUCUCUAUAUCCAUCAUUUCAUGAAUUAUUUUAAGUAAACCAAGACUCUGAAGAACAUUUUUAUAUUUUUAACCGAUCUGACGAGCCAGCAGCAUGUCCGGGGGAAGAAACCAAACAAAUUCCUUCUGUGAACGCUGUCGGAGAUAUCAACAAGAAAUUAAUGAGCUACAAGCACGGAUUUUUGCUUUAGAAUCUGAAAAAGGACUUCACAAGACGCUCCCAGUGACAUCCGGUGGUAAGAAGCCCACAGUUACUUUCAGUAAAAAGGGUGAAAAACCUGCUACUUUCAUCUUAAACCUGAGUGAUACUGUGUCUUUUCCAAAAUUCUGUAAAGACCAAAAUGCCUCAUCCUGGAGAGAACUUGGUGCUAAGCCAAAGCAGCACAAAGUGAUGAGAGACAAUGUUAAUACCUACGUAACAUCACCCAAAAUACAGCUUACAAACAGAUUUUUGCCACUGUCAGAGACUGAAUUUAAUGUUUCUAACGAACAAAGAGAAAAUGGAUUAUCUUCACGAAACUGGAGCCAUAAAGUCGGCAAAAGACAGCAGGCAGACAGACAAUCUGGACCAAACGUCAAGGUCAGAGAUACGCUGCUGAUAGGAGACGGUGCUAUCAGUGGCAUAAACCACGGAAGAAUUCAAACAUGCUGCUGUCCCAGUGCCACUGUCUCUGAGAUAACAACACUCCUCCCAAAAGUUUUGUCUACACACCGAGGAGUCAAACAGCUGAUCGUGCACGUGGGUGCAGUGGACAUCAGAAAGGAACAGACUGAAGUCUUGAAAAGGGAUUUCACUAAGUUCUUCAAGGAGCUUGAUAAAGUGGAGGUCAAGGCAUUCAUUAGUGGACCUCUUCCAAACAUAGACAGGAAGAUAAACAAGUUCAGCCGGCUGCUUCAGCUGAACACAUGGCUGUCCAAAGAGUGUGCGCACAGAGGAUUGCACUACAUUGAGAACUUUUAUCUGUUCUGGAAACGAGAGGACCUGUUCAAGGGAAAGGGCCCACACCUGUGCAGAGGUGGGAGGAGAGUGCUGACGGAACACCUCCUCCACGCUCUGAGGCAUCAGAAUGGGCCGGGACAGGGUCCUGAGCGACCAGUGAGAGAAAAGAGGAACGAGAGAAGCAUCUCUGUCGCAGAAGCCAGAGACCGAGCCAGUGUUUCAGCACCAGCUGCACCACAACAGCCUCCACCGCCCCCAGCGAAGGAUUCAGCUCCAGCACCACAACAGCCUCCACUGCCCCCAGUGAAGGAUUCAGGCCCGCCAUCGGUUCCACCUCCCCCCGGGCCCUCAUCACAGGCCUUGGACUCGUCUGUGACGGCCCCAGCGAAGGUUUCAGGCCCGCCAUCGGUUUCACCUCCCCCCGGGCCCUCAUCACAGGCCUUGGACUCGUCUGUGACGGCCCCAGCAGAAGUUUCAGACCCGGCAGCACCCCCAUCACCUCCUCUACCCACAGACCAGCCCUGGGCCCACCCUGCCACAUCUACCCCCUCUAGAGAAUUGUCCCUCACCCUCUCCUUUUCAUCCCCACCUUCCCCCAUGGGCCUUCCCAACCAUCUUGAAAGCCUGAUCAAAUCAGGGAUUAAGAUGGUUCCCCUCACCCCUAAUAUAGCAAGGUCAAGACUUCUAUCACCAACUAUGCUGAACUCUUCCCCGUAUAAAACUGUGCCCCUCAAGUCACACAGGAGCUUCAACUCUCCUGCUUCACAAACUAAAGCUCCCCCAGCUCCUCCCUCUCGGUUUUCAUCUGGUCCAUCACCCAAACUUCCCCCUGCUCGUCCUCCCCUGCCUGCCCCCAGAGCUGGUAUCCCUAAGAGCUAGGAUGCACAGGGCCUCUGCUGUCCCAGGACUUACAGCCAUGAUAAAGGUAAUAUCAAGCUGGGGCCCUGUGAGACAAUAUUCUCCCCUAGUGCUAUAUCUACAGCCACACCACAUAGACCAGAUUACAGAAGGACAGUUAGACUGUCCAAUCAGAGAAAUUUAAUCCAUAUCCCUUGUAAGAAGAUAAUGUCCAGUCCUACUGAAACUAAUCUGAAACUUGCUGUGCUUAAUGUCAGAUCCUUGUCUAACAAAUCAUUUUUAAUUAAUAAUUUGAUCUCUUCGUAUAAUCUUGAUUUUAUGUUUUUAACUGAAACAUGGCUUGACAAAAACACAGGUAAUGCUGUUCUAACGGAAUCAGCUCCACCCAACUACAAAUUUGAAUCUGAAACACGAGAAAACAAAAAGGGUGGAGGUGUCUGUGCAAUAUUUAGAGAUCAUAUGGUUAUGCACAGGUUGUCAUUUGGGGUGUUUUCAUCAUUUGAGUAUGUAUCCUUUAAAAUGGAGCUAAAACAAUCUCCGUCCAUACUCUAUGUAGUUAUAUACAAGCCUCCCCAGCACCGUCAAAGUUUUAUUGAUGAUUUUACCAGGAUGCUUUCAAUUGUAUGCACAGACUUUGAUGGUUUGGUCAUUACAGGUGAUUUUAAUGUACAUGUGGAUAAUGUCUGUGACAGAAAUGCUAAAGAGCUCAGUGCUGUCCUUGAAACCUUUGGCCUGACUCAGCAUGUGUGUGAGCCCACCCACAGCAGAGCGCAGCACACUCUGGACCUGCUCAUUACAAAGGGGGUUAAUAUUUCAAACGUCAAUGUGGUUGAUGUUGCUCUGUCUGAUCAUUUCUGUGUCUUCUUUGACCUGUCUGUUUCUCCCAAACCACCGGCUGGUCCUGCAGUUGUUCGGAGGAGACACAUAAAUAACAGCACAGGUGCUCUGUUCAUGGAAAUGAUAAACUUUGAAAAUGCCUCAUGUUCUAAUGUUGAUGAUUUGUUGAACUCUGUUACUUCGAGUGUUUUGAAUGUUCUGGACACCAUUGCCCCUGUGAAGGUUAAAAUGGUUAAAAAUAAGCAGAAGGCGCCAUGGAGGAAUGACGACUCGGUCAGGGCACAGAAAAGGGAGUGCCGGAGGGCCGAGCGGAAAUGGCGCAAGUCAAAGCUUCAUGUUCAUUAUGAAAUUUAUAAAGAAAAGUUGUACGUGUUCAACCAGAUCUUACGUAGAACAAGGGAGAGGUACUUU